CUAUUACAGAAAUCUGUGUGUGUGUAUAUCUUACAAUGAAAUUAUUUUAUAUUCCUGAGCAUUGCACAUACACAGUACUUCAGGUAGAAUUUUACUACCUGAAUGUUACAUGAAGUUACAUAUUUAGUUAGUGCACAGAACAAUCUAUUGAUAUUUAAUAUAUAGAAAAACUAAGGAAAAUAUUUAUGUAUAUGUAAUAAAAGAACAUACAAAUGGAUAUAGUACGUAAUAAUAUAAACAUGCAUAUAUUUUAAGGAAAUUUAUAAAAUAUAACCUAAUAUUUUCUAAUGUAGUUAAAAAUAAUGGAAAAGAAAAUGAACAAGAAAAGCCAUCGUAAGCAAAGACGAGCAUAUCAUAGACUUCUUAAAGAUAUGGAUAUUAAAUGCUGUGAUAAUCCUACACAGUACAUAAUGAUUUGUAAUGCGGGAUUAGUGACUGGUUUACAAAGAAAAACAUUACAAGAUGUGAUAGAUCCUUUUGUUGACUUAUAUGAUUUAAUAAUGCCACUAAACAAAUCAUAUUGUUUUAUUAAAUUUUAUUCAGUAGAAGUUGCUAUAUAUGUAUACAAUAAAAUUAAUGGUAACAUUAAAAUUAAUGGACAAAAUACACCACUGUAUGCAACAUUUACAGAAUCAGUCCCUGAUUUAAAUUAUUGUGGAUGGUCUUCAAAUCUUCCUCCUGGACUUAAAUUAAUAGAAAAUUUUAUCACUGAAAAAGAAGAAGAAAUGUUAUUAAACACAAUUAAUUGGUCUAAUGAAGAAUCGUCAGAAUUAAAACAUAGGAAAGUUAAACACUUUGGAUAUGAAUUUCAAUAUGAUUCAAAUAAAGUAGAUCCAGAUAAACCUAUUACACCUAUACCUGAAAACUAUCGAUUUUUAAAAACGCUGUUCAAAAAAUAUCAUGAUGUUCCAUAUGAAUAUGAUCAAUUGACAAUUAAUCAUUAUUUACCUGGUCAAGGUAUUCCUCCACAUAUUGAUACACAUAGUGCGUUUGAAGAUAGUAUAUUGUCAUUAUCAUUGGGCUCAGCUUGCAUAAUGGAUUUUAAACGAGAAAAUGAAAAAGCUGCUGUCCUUUUGCCUGCUCGCUCAUUGUUAAUCAUGUCAGGAGAAGCUCGUUAUGCCUGGUCGCAUGGAAUUUGUCCUAGACAUAAUGACAUAGUAAAAUCUUCAAAUGAAGUGACAACUCAACCACGAGGAACAAGAGUAUCGUUUACAUUCCGAAAAAUACACAGGGGUGAUUGUUGCUGUAAUUUUCCGGAAUAUUGCGAUACUAAACAGAAUAACGCUACUACUCUGAUCGAUAGUAAAAUAGCUCUAGGAAUAGAAAAUUCUUAUGUACAUGAUGUUUAUGAUAAAAUUUCAAAUCAUUUUGAUGAAACAAGGCAUAAACAAUGGCCCAAUGUAACCAAAUUCCUUCAAACUUUAAAUACAGGUGAUAUCUUAUUAGAUGUAGGAUGCGGGAAUGGCAAAUAUCUUUAUCAAGCUAAAAAUAUAUUUAAGGUUGGAUGUGAUAGAAGUUACAAUUUAAUGAAAAUUUGUCGCAGCAAAGGUUUCGAAGUAUCCCUAUCUGACUGUUUAUAUUUACCUUAUAAAGACAAUAGUGUGGAUGCAGUAAUAUGUAUAGCUGUAAUUCAUCAUCUUUCGACUCACGAGCGAAGGAAACAAGCCAUUUCUGAAUUAACAAGAAUUCUUAGGCCAAAUGGAAAAUGUUUAAUUUAUGUAUGGGCAAAAGAACAAGAAAAGGAUUCUAUUCAAACAGCUUACUUGCGAUAUAAUUUAAGUAAAAAGGAAGACAAUAUUUCACAUACACAAAAAUUAACAGAAUAUGGUAUAACAUUACCCGUGCAUGAAAAUCGUACAAAAUUUGUCUGUAAGGAUAUGCUUGUUCCAUGGAAAAGAAAAGGAGGCGGCAACUUCCUUAGAUAUUAUCAUGUAUUUGAAGAAAAUGAACUAUCACAAUUAUGUUCAGAAGUGCCGAAUCUUACAAUAAAACAGGUGUAUUAUGAUCAGGGGAAUUGGUGUGUAAUUUUACACAAAAAAGAUCAAAUAAAUUAAUAAAAUCAAUUUUUAA
Bombus pascuorum is the source of this 2070-nucleotide messenger RNA. RefSeq names its product alkylated DNA repair protein alkB homolog 8. The coding region runs from base 303 to 2054 and encodes 583 amino acids. Gene Ontology annotation, molecular function: S-adenosylmethionine-dependent methyltransferase activity; nucleic acid binding. Lineage: Eukaryota; Metazoa; Arthropoda; Insecta; Hymenoptera; Apidae. The transcript is spliced from 8 exons. The record is from RefSeq and is a predicted model, not a curated record.